GCUGAACCUUUGGAGUUUGAUAUGAUGAUUAGGGAAUAACUGGAGUGACACGUCGCAAACUCUCCAUAAUCAAGGAGACGUUUUUCCCCAGUGGUGAUCUCCCAAAUUGCUCAGUGAGCACCCCUAAUUAACCUGAUUUUUUGCUGAUAAUCACUCACAAUGGAAUCAAAUCACAAAUCCGGGGAUGGAUUGACCGGCACACAGAAAGAAGCCACCCUCCGCGCAUUAAUUCAGCGAACGGGAUAUAAUUUGAUCCAGGAAAAUGGGCAGAGGAAAUACGGAGGCCCACCACCAGGGUGGGACGGCCCUCCGCCAGAGAGGGGCUGCGAGAUCUUCAUUGGCAAGCUGCCCCGAGACCUCUUUGAAGAUGAACUUAUACCACUGUGCGAAAAAAUUGGCAAAAUCUAUGAAAUGAGAAUGAUGAUGGACUUCAAUGGCAACAAUAGGGGCUACGCCUUUGUGACCUUCUCGAAUAAACAGGAGGCAAAGAAUGCAAUAAAACAACUCAAUAAUUAUGAAAUUAGGAACGGGCGUCUCCUUGGGGUCUGUGCCAGCGUGGACAACUGCCGCCUCUUUGUGGGAGGCAUCCCCAAAACGAAGAAGAGGGAGGAAAUCUUAGCAGAGAUGAAGAAAGUCACAGACGGAGUUGUGGAUGUCAUUGUCUACCCUAGCGCAGCUGAUAAAACCAAAAACCGCGGUUUUGCUUUUGUGGAAUACGAAAGCCAUCGGGCAGCAGCAAUGGCCAGGAGAAAAUUGCUCCCAGGAAGGAUCCAGUUGUGGGGACACCCCAUCGCUGUUGACUGGGCAGAACCAGAAGUGGAGGUGGACGAAGACACCAUGUCAUCAGUAAAAAUCCUCUACGUGAGGAACCUCAUGCUCUCGACCACUGAAGAGACCAUCGAAAAGGAGUUCAACAACAUCAGACCAGGUGCAGUAGAGAGAGUAAAGAAAAUUAGAGACUAUGCUUUUGUGCACUUUAAUAAAAGAGAAGAUGCAGUUGAAGCUAUGAAAGCCUUAAAUGGAAAGGUGCUGGAUGGGUCCCCCAUUGAGGUGACGUUAGCCAAACCUGUUGACAAAGACAGCUACGUCAGAUACACCCGGGGCACAGGCGGCAGAGGUACCAUGCUGCAAGCAGAAUACACCUAUGCCUUCGGACACAUGUACGACCCCGCUGCCGCCUACUUGGGCGCCCCAGUUUUCUACGCACCCCAAGCCUAUGCGGCCAUCCCCAACCUCCACUUCCCCGCCACCAAGGGCCUCAGUAACAGGAGCAUCAUCCGUCCCCCGUCCAUCCGAGAAAUUUACAUGAAUGUACCUGUAGGGGCUGCGGGAGUUAGAGGACUGGGAGGUCGCGGCUACCUGGCGUACGCUGGCCUGGGGCGCGGAUACCAGCUCAAAGGAGAAAAGAGGGGAGAGGAUAAACUCUACGACCUCUUGCCAGGAAUGGAGCUCACGCCCAUGAACCAUGUCACCCUAAAGCCCCAAGGGAUCAAACUCGCUCCUCAGAUCUUAGAAGAAAUCUGCCAGAAAAACAACUGGGGACAGCCUGUUUACCAGCUCCACUCUGCAGUGGGCCAAGACCAAAGACAGCUCUUCCUGUACAAAGUCACCAUCCCUGCCCUCGCCAGCCAGAACCCCAACAUACAUCCCUUCACACCACCCAAGCUCAGCGCCUACAUUGAUGAAGCCAAAACCUACGCAGCAGAAUACACCCUGCAGACGCUGGGGAUUCCCACCGAGGGAGCCGAGGUGCCUCCUGCAGCACCAGCUUUUCCAGGAUACACCAUUGCAAACGCAGCCGGCACCGUUGCAGCCACUCAGCUCAAACAAGCGGUGACGAUGGGACAAGAUUUAGCGACAUAUGCAGCCUACGAAGCCUACCCUGCCUUUGCCGUGGCGGCACGCAGCGAUGGCUAUGGAGCAUUCUAAUCCUAUCUUUAAUUAAGCUCCCUAAAUCAAGCACAGGCAGGAAAAACAAAUCUCAGUCUGGUAAUUCUUACACCCUCAUGAUUUUAAGGUAAUCUGUCGCCUAAAGGUAGAUUUUAGUUGGAGUUUCAUUCUUGUAGUUCUUUAGUUUCAUAACAGGAUAGUAGGGGGCAAGGAGAAAUUUAAAAAGAAAUCAUUCAAAUUCAGAUUAUCGCACUAGAGAGCAAAAUCUCAGCCCAGACAAUGAGUGGUUCUCAGGUGUGUGUGUAUAUAUACAUACAUAUAUAUAUAUAUUUAUACACACCAUUGUGUGUAUGUUUACAAGCAAGAACCUGUGCUGACAACAGUUGGUGCCAUGGACAUGGUGACACAGGACCAGGGAAGGAUGGGCUGUCUCCAGCAAGCCCCUCCAUGCAUCAAAAACUCUCUCUUCACCCCAAAAUCUCCCAACCCAGGCAGAGCAGCAGGUAGAAUGAAAGACUGUAGAGAACUCCAUGCAGAGACCUCCCGUUUGCCUCUGAGCAUCCCAUGCCACCAGCACUGCUCUGCAGGGAUGUGUUCAGGCAUCCCAGGCAUCUCUUCAAUUCAUUCUGGCACAGCCAAGGGAAAAAAGACAUUUAUCAUAAACAAGUUGUCCAGCCUUACAGGCUAUUUUGCACACUCUUGAAUGGUAAUUUGAUUUUUAAAGCAGAAGGCAAGCAUUCAGCAUAGUUUUCCCUCUUUCUUUGCUGCUUCCCAGCCAUACCUACCAGUCACAAAAGAGCAAACAAUGGCGUAUUUUUUCCACCUCCCAUCAAAUGGCACAUUCAGUGAAACACAGGAAAACUUUCAGGACUAUUAAGGUUGAGGACCAGAAAAGUGGUUUUCGUUAGGGCCAACUCUCUGCUUAAUUAGAGCACAAGAGCUCACAGCUGUGGCCCACUAAUAACAGGCACCUCCACAGCAGUAAGAUUAUGUCUAAGGAACCCAUUUGAUGGGAUGGAACGAGCCCUGCCUGGCUACCAACGCUGCUUUACACAUUAAAGGAAGACUGCUGGCUGCUCUGCUUCUUGCAAAAAUUGGUUUAGUGGAAGAGGCAAAGGCACCUCUUGUUUUGGAGAGCACCGGUGUUGGUGUCGUUUUGGACGCUUUGGGGAUGUUGAGAGCAUCCUUUAAUUUACAGCAGGAAGGCAUUAUCUGUUUAUUUUUGCCAUUGGGUUGAGGCAGGAGUAAGGAGAGGUAUAGGAGAAACCCAGUGUUAGGUAACUAUAGCAGAUGUUAAUCCUGUAUAAUAUAUCCGAUACAGAACUGCACACUAAGAUAACUUGAAUCUGCUCAGUCUGGGGCCAUAAAAAAAACCCUUAGUGAAGGAGAAUUUACAAGUGGGUUGAUGAUACCCAUGGAUUCCAACAAAUCUGUCCCCAAAUUUUCCAUCCAGUCUAGAUGAUAUAAUGUGGCACUGUACAAGCCGUUUCAAGCGGAACUCUUUUUGAAUGUCCCCAAAGCUGUACAAAGCCGUGAUAAGGUGUUGACUACCAGGAGCAAAGCGUUUUCUAUUCUCAUGCUUUGGCUGACUCUAUUUCACUAGGAACAGAACAAAACCACAUAAGCUGCAUAGUUUACUGUCCUAUUAGACCCUUUUCUAUUUAUGAAGUAGCUCGUUAGUGUGAUCCUGAAGGUAUUUCAAGCCCUCUGGUUGCUGUUCAGCACACUUGGCUUUGCAGAAAACAAACCUAUUCACAGAGGGUGAAACAACCGAGAAUGUUAUGGGCAUCGUGGCUUUAUUUUCUCUCCUAUGUCUUUUAAGUUGUGUUUGAUUGCCAACAAGUACCGUAUCCACGCGAGCCUCUCCCUAGAUUAUUGUUGGCAGAAAGUGUUUCUCACUUUCCAUGUUCAGUAAUUUUAUUCUGCUUUUUCAGCUAUUUAUAUAAGUUCAGAAAGAUGUCAAAGAAAAGGGUAAGAAGCAGUAUUAAAAAGCGUGUGCAUGAAGCACUUAUUUUUGUACGCGUAGUACAAUAUUUGUAUAGAGUUUUAACACUAUGAAGUGUAGCGAGAAAAAAUCACACUGUCCAUUUACUGGAGGACAAUCAUGUAUGUUUAAAUAGAAUGAAGAGAAAAUGGCAUCUCAGUCAUCCAUUAUAAGGAAGUUAUAACUGGGAUUAAAUUCUGUGAAGCAAGACUGUAGUUCUAGAGUAAUUCAAGGACAUUAACUGGACUUUGAAAUAUCAUUAAAACUUUUUAAACCAA
Messenger RNA from Columba livia (rock pigeon), 4152 nucleotides. It is a transcript of the gene A1CF, whose product is annotated as APOBEC1 complementation factor. Lineage: Eukaryota; Metazoa; Chordata; Aves; Columbiformes; Columbidae. The coding region runs from base 160 to 1929 and encodes 589 amino acids. The transcript is spliced from 12 exons. Gene Ontology annotation, molecular function: mRNA binding. Gene Ontology annotation, cellular component: nucleus. The record is from RefSeq and is a predicted model, not a curated record.